Molossus molossus (Pallas's mastiff bat) is the source of this 312-nucleotide messenger RNA. Its product is annotated as small nuclear ribonucleoprotein E-like. Gene Ontology annotation, molecular function: RNA binding. The record is from RefSeq and is a predicted model, not a curated record. Bases 1 to 312 code for a protein of 103 amino acids. Gene Ontology annotation, biological process: spliceosomal snRNP assembly; mRNA splicing, via spliceosome. Lineage: Eukaryota; Metazoa; Chordata; Mammalia; Chiroptera; Molossidae. The transcript is spliced from 2 exons. Gene Ontology annotation, cellular component: U1 snRNP; U4 snRNP; precatalytic spliceosome.
AUGACAGGAUGUUGGUACAGAGAAGCUUCCACCGUGGUGUACCGUGGCCGUGGCCAAAAAGUGAAGAAAGUGAAGGUGCAGCCCAUCAACCUCAUCUUCAGAUACUUGCAAAAUAGAUCUAGGAUUCAGGCGUGGCUUUAUGAGCAAGUGAAUAUGCAGAUAGAGGGCUGUAUCAUUGGUUUUGAUGAGUAUAUGAACCUCGUAUUAGAUGAUGCAGAAGAGAUUAAUUCUAAAACAAAGUCAAGAAAACGACUAAGUCAAAUCGUGUUAAAAGGAGAUAAUAUUACUCUGCUACAAAAUAUCUCCAACUAG